AUGUUUCUGUUCUCCUUGUCAUACCUCCUGCUCACCUUGCUCAGUCUAAGCACCGUGGCGCACUCAUGUCGCCCCUCGGUUUGGGCUGUCGGACUCAGAGGCGACCAGACGCUUGACAAUCAUCUUCGCAUCGUAGGCCGCCCAAUCACCGUCCGAGAACACAGACUGGACAUCAACGGAUACACAACUUCCAUUCCGGACGACAACAAGGCGUUGCUCGAAGCAAUCCGCAAGGACCCCAGCGUUGGUUUUGUGGUCAAAGUUCCUCAAGACUAUUUCCAAAAAUUCGACCAGUUCAUCAAAGUUGGUUGGGAUGAGGAUGAUCGCGACCUUUACCACCAUAUGCUACGACCGACGUAUCAAUGGGGUCGAUUGCAGAGCCGAGACCCAGAAAACAUCGAGUCGGGAGGCAGCCUUGAUGUUCACAUCAACCUCGUUACCCAAUUCAACCCGAACUCGGUAUCGAUUGUACCAGAACUUUCCAAGAACACUUACUAUCUCAAAUUCAAGUCAGAAGAACAAGAAAGGAAGUCCUUGCCAAUGAUUCGCGGUGAUCCUCGUGUUGAGGAUAUCUGGCCCAGUCGUUGUUACCAGAAUGGGAUCAGAGACUUGAUCAGAAUAGACGGAGAGGAUAUUCAAGACGGAGAAGAUGGCUGUGUCUUUCGUCUAGGUUAUCGUCAGUGGUACAAGGAGCCGAUUGUCACUAUACCAAGCAAGCCUUCGACGAUGACACUUCAUCCAAAGAUACGCAGCAUGCGUUCCGAGGCACUCAAAACCUACUCACAACGUCGUCCACAGACACCUACUCCAGCUCCGACUGUGCACUCCUGGGAAGCAAAACUUGCAAAGGACAGGGAGGAACAAGUGCAAAGAUGGAUGCUUGAGCAUGAGAUGUGGAAGAAGCAGGCACGAUAUCAUCAGUCACAACAGCUUCAAAGGCUUGCAAGAAUGAAGGACGAUGACAAGAGAAAAGGUAUCAGGAGAGAUGGUGCUUGCAUGAGACAUGGGAGGUGA
Molecule: messenger RNA, 1014 nt
Organism: Aureobasidium melanogenum CBS 110374
Lineage: Eukaryota; Fungi; Ascomycota; Dothideomycetes; Dothideales; Saccotheciaceae
Exons: 3
Coding region: 1-1014 (337 amino acids)
Source: RefSeq, a predicted model, not a curated record